Messenger RNA from Penaeus chinensis, 615 nucleotides. RefSeq names its product ninjurin-1-like. Gene Ontology annotation, biological process: tissue regeneration; cell adhesion. The coding region runs from base 61 to 444 and encodes 127 amino acids. NCBI's taxonomy places the organism in Eukaryota, Metazoa, Arthropoda, Malacostraca, Decapoda, Penaeidae. The transcript is spliced from 2 exons. Gene Ontology annotation, cellular component: membrane. The record is from RefSeq and is a predicted model, not a curated record.
CCCCCCCCCCCAGGGCCAGAGAACCCCCACGCCUCCCGCCGGCCCGUCGACAUCAACGUCAUGAAGCGCAACAUGACGAUCGCCAAGGGCUUCCUGGACAUCAGCCUGCUCUCGGCCAACGCCAAUCAGCUGAAGAACAUCCUGAACUUCGGCGACGUCGAGAAGGCCUCGUAUUACAUCGUGCUGACGGGCAUCAUCACCAGCCUCAUCUUCCAGCUGCUGGCGGGCGUGCUGCUCAUCAUCCACGAGCGCUUCGACAUGAACGACGACAACGAGAGCCACGCGGGCGACUUCUUCAACAACCUCAUCGUCGCCUUGAUCUUCGCCGUGCUCAUCAUCAACGUGUUCGUGGCGAGCUUCGGCGUGGACAUCGCUCGGCCGCGGGUCCCCGUCGCCACGCCUCCGUCAGCCUUCCCGGGCGUGGGCUUCGGGAAGGGGUACUGACGGCGCCUGACGGGACGGGGCGCUGAGGCUCUGCUAGGGGCAAUAUUUUUGAAAAUUGAUUUGGUUAUUUUUGUUUAUUGAUUGGUGUUAGUGUUGUUGUUGUCAUUGUUAUUAUUAUUGUCAUUAUUAUUAUUAUUAUUAUUAUCAUUAUUACUAUUAUUGUUGUGAUUG